AUGAUCAACGUCGACCCACCAACUGGAAACUUCCCGGCUUCUGGAGGAAACUCGACACACAACAUCGUCUCCGAAUCGGAUUCUCGUUUGGCUUUCAAAGUGAAAUCAUCCAACAAUGACCACUACCGCGUGCGCCCAGUUUACGGAUUCAUUGAUGCCAAAGGAAAGGCCAAGUUGGACAUCAAUCGCCUUCCGGGACCAGCCAAAGAGGACAAAAUUGUGAUCCAAUACGCAGAAGUGCCAGCUGAGGAAACCGAUGCAACGGCUCCAUUCAAGGCUGGAGCACAACAAGGAGAAAUCAUUGUGAAGAUCGUAGCCGCCUAA
Messenger RNA from Caenorhabditis briggsae, 324 nucleotides. It is a transcript of the gene Cbr-ssp-35, whose product is annotated as Protein CBR-SSP-35. The coding region runs from base 1 to 324 and encodes 107 amino acids. The transcript has a single exon. Lineage: Eukaryota; Metazoa; Nematoda; Chromadorea; Rhabditida; Rhabditidae. The record is from RefSeq and is a predicted model, not a curated record.